AUGGAGAAGCGGCCAGAACGAUGCUGGAGACUGCGCGAUGCGCAGGUUAUCAGGACUGUUAGCACGCCCUUUGUAUUACAGGACCUCCGAUCCCCGACUCGAUCUUCCAUCUCAUUCCUGCACCGUUCAGUCAGCAGCUUUCGCACAGUCCUACCCACGAUGUCACGCCUCUUGGAGCCUAGCGCGGUCGCUGGAAAGCUUCCACUGAGGGAUUGCGUGGUCAUGGGCUCCAUGACCCGGAACCGCUGCGUCAACAAAGGCACUUUUGUCGAACUGGACUGGCUGCACCUGGCAAUGGUCGUCCUUCAUGAUUGA
Messenger RNA from Aspergillus saccharolyticus JOP 1030-1, 315 nucleotides. RefSeq lists its product as uncharacterized. The transcript has a single exon. Lineage: Eukaryota; Fungi; Ascomycota; Eurotiomycetes; Eurotiales; Aspergillaceae. The coding region runs from base 1 to 315 and encodes 104 amino acids. The record is from RefSeq and is a predicted model, not a curated record.